This is a messenger RNA of Rhizophagus irregularis DAOM 181602=DAOM 197198, 1751 nucleotides long. RefSeq lists its product as uncharacterized. The record is from RefSeq and is a predicted model, not a curated record. Gene Ontology annotation, molecular function: protein binding. NCBI's taxonomy places the organism in Eukaryota, Fungi, Glomeromycota, Glomeromycetes, Glomerales, Glomeraceae.
AUUUUAUUAAUUUAAUUUAAUAAAUUUUAAUUUCAUAAUGAAACUUAUUCGUACGAUAUUUUUCUUUUCAAUUUUAUUCACUCAUCAUGUCAUAAAUGUAUUUUCUUACAAAGAUUGGCUUAGUUUCGGUGGAACUGGUAUAAAUAAUAAUCGUAACGGUGAUGAAGAGGAAAUAAUUUCUCCAAUUAAUGUCGGUUCUUUAAAGGUUAAGUUUAUUGUUGAGACAGGGAGUUCAGUUUCAGCUACUCCUGUUACUUUUCAAAAUAAUAUUUAUUUUCCUGAUUGGUCAGGAAAUUUAUAUUCGGUAAAUGCACAAACGGGUCAAAUUAAUUGGGCUUAUAAUAUAUCACUAUCAUAUAUACCACAACCAUCAGAUCCGAGAGUCUUAAGUCGCACAACUAUUGCAAUAGAUCCCGUAGAAAAAUUAUUAGUAUUUGGAACUCAAGUUUCAGAUAAUGGUUCAAAUCCUUAUAUCGUAGCUGUUGAUCUUGAUGGUAGACUUGUUUGGAGUACAUUACUUGAUAAUCAUCCUCAUGCAAUUAUAACACAAUCUGCUACAAUUUAUGAUGGUGGCGUAUAUGUUGGAGUUUCUUCAAAAGAAGAAGCAGCUUCAUCAAGUAUACCAAAUUAUCAAUGUUGUACUUUUAGAGGAAGUUUUGUCAAGUUAGAUUUAAAAACUGGUAAUAUUAUUUGGAAAACUUUUAUGUUACCUGAUAACAAUGGUAGAUCUGAUUUAUAUUCUGGAAAUGCGGUUUGGGGUUCUGCACCAGCAAUUGAUCCUGUAAAUAAAUUGGUUUAUAUUGCUACCGGAAAUAAUUAUGAGACUCCGAGCUAUGUAGCAGAUUGCGUAGCAAAUGCUACGAAUAGUGUAGAUAUGAUGAAAUGUCAUGAUCCUAAUAAUCAUUUUGAUGCUAUACUUGCAUUAAAUAUAGAUACAGGAGAAAUAGUAUGGUCAAGAAAAACAGCAGGAUUAGAUAAUUGGACUGUUGCCUGUGUUUUUAAUCAAACGAAUCCACAAAAUUGUCCAACUCCGGCUGGACCUGAUUAUGAUUUUGGUCAGGCGCCCUUACUUGUUAAUACAUGUUAUUCGUCUGGCGAAUGCAUUCAACUUGUUAUUGCAACUGCAAAAUCAGGGAUUACAUGGGCAUUAAAUGCUGCCACUGGCGAAAUUAUUUGGUCUACUAAUUCUGGUCCCGGAGCCGUGGGUGGCGGAUCUCUAUUUGGCUGCGCGACUGAUGGAAAAAGAUACUUUGUAUCACAAGCAAAUGCUAAUAAUCUGCAAUAUGUAUUGGAUAAACCUGCACCAGGUAGUCCAUCUACAAUAUAUAGUGGUGCAAUUGUGGCGCUUGAUAUUACAACAGGAGGAAUAUUAUGGCAAACAGCAAAUAAAUUACAAUCUGGCGGAACAGCUCCAAUAUCAUAUUCUAAUGGGGUAGUUUAUUAUCCAAGUUACGAUACUAAUGGUACAUUAUUUGCUUUAAACGCUGAAACUGGUGAAACUUUAUUCGAAUUUCAAACCAUAGGAGCGCUUAAUUGUGGUCCAAGUAUUGUUAAUGGUGUUGUAUAUGUUGGAAGUGGUUAUGGUCAAGCGGUGAAUAAUAAAGUUUACGCUUUGGCUCCUUUGUAAUCAUAGUUAUAGUUGAUUAUAUAUUGUAUAUUACUUAUUUACUUUUAUUGUAUUGAUAAUAAUGUAUGAUUAGAUAAUUAAUUUACAUGUAAGCAUCAAAUUUAGUACUGUAAUUAAUAAAAUC